CAUGACUUCAGCAUUCCAGAGAGUGAAGAUCCUAAUUUUCUCCAUUCUUCUCAUCUGCGUCUCCGAGGAUGCCUGAAGAUGAUGAGGUGACUGCACGACUUCUCGUUCCCUCUGACAAUGAUUCCGGGCCCAGAAGACGCCUGAGUGUGGACCGAAGGCUCCAAGUGCACGACUCCGCCAAUGCCACAGAUCGAUGGCCCAAGAGUUCUAUGAAGAAACGUGAUAGAACUCUAUCAUUGUCAAUAUGUGCUGCAGUGGUACUGAUGGCCACUCUCGUAUUCUGGACUCGCUCUUCCGCGAUCCGUCCGCUACGACCCGUAGUUCCUCCUGGACAACAUCCCAUUGGUGUCCUGAUGGAUCAAGCCGAGAAAACGUUUAAGGAUUUGAUUGCCAAGCAGAGCGGGAGCUUUGAUCAGGCGGUGCUAGAAUACAACAGAAGAUACCGCAGGAGACCGCCCAAAGGAUUCGACAAGUGGUGGGAGUUCGCGGUGAACAGGAGCUUCGUUUUGAUCGACGAAUUCGACACUAUCCAUCGGGAUCUGGAGCCUUUCUGGGGUCUAUCGGCGGAACAAAUUGAAGACCGUCGGAAGGAGUUCACGGCCAUGUCACGAGAAAAGACACUCCUGUCCCUCGAGAUCCGAGGUGGACGUAUCAAUUUUGCAGAUCCACCGGAAGGUGUCGAGAAAAUCUGGGACCACCACGGAGACAUGAGAGAAUUGUUUGCAGCCUUCAUCGAUCAACUUCCCGACAUGAACGUGCUUAUCAAUCGGAGCGAUUUCCCCUUUGUUUUCGUAUCCUGGGAGGAGCGGCAGCGGCUUGUGGAGCUCGGAAGGAGAGGCGAGGUCGCGGACGAUGCAGAUGAGAUAGGCCCAGAUCCGAUUGCAGUGGCCGCGGGGAAAGGAUUCGGAUUUGAAGACCUUCGUUCUGCCUGCUCGCCCGAAUCUGAGGCAAGGUCCUUCGAACUCGACGCACUGGGCGGUGUAUCCUAUCCAUUAGGGCCCAUGGAGGAUUCGUUUCGGCUUUCUCCUUCCCAAGGCGGCCUGAUUUAUAAUUUUUCCCUCGCCUCAGAUCCAUGUCAUAACGUCGCUGUGCGAAAUCAAAAUGGCAACUUUCUUCGUCCAGUCUGUCGGCCACGCUGUGUUCGGAACCGUCUGUACCCAAUCUUUUCAUGGUCCAAAUAUCGUGCCGGGUCCGAUAUUACCAUCCCUUCCAAAUAUCGCUGGCAGGAGACUCCAGAUGAUCCCCUCGAAUGGGAUAAGAUGAAGAACAAAGUCUUCUGGAGAGGCUCUUUCACCGGGCGGCCUGGGUCCAAUGAAGCUGGACGGAUGUUCCGAACGCAGCGGAUCAGAUUGAUUGCUUGGCUUCAGGAUGUUUGGGACAACGUCUCCAUACUGGCUCGCAACAACGACGGACAAUACGAGAUGGCGCAGAUGGCCGUUCGCAAAGCCGCCCCUCGUUGGACCGACAUUGGUCUAGUUGGCAACGAGCCUUGGUUUACGGAUAAAAACCUGGAGGAGAUGCAUAUCAAACCCGCCAAAGGAGUCUCCAGCGAUGAGCGAUCGACUUUUAAGCUCCUGCUAGAUAUCGAUGGCUGGGGUUGGUCUGCUAGGUUCCGCUCCCUACUUCUAUCGCCGGGGGCGACAAUGAAGACGACUGUGUACCACGAGAUCGUCUCAGAUUGGCUAGUGCCUUGGUACCAUUUCAUACCCGUCAGCUACGACUACUCGGACAUGUUUACUAUCAUCGCAUACUUCUUCGGCAUCCAGGAAUCGGGUCAGAAGCAUCACCAAGACGAGCUGAAAGCGAUCGCAGACAGGAGUCGAGAGUGGGCUGAAAAGCAGUUAAAGUGGGAGCAUAUGGAAGUGUACUUGUACCGCCUCUUCUUAGAGUGGGGUCGGCUGACUUCGGUGGAUCGAACCACCAUGGAUUAUGUUGCAUAGGGCAAUUUUGGGAUUUUCGGUCAUUCAUAUCGCUCGGUUUCAGAACGUGUCCACUGACACAUGCAUAGAUGCAAUG
Kockovaella imperatae is the source of this 2016-nucleotide messenger RNA. RefSeq lists its product as hypothetical. The coding region runs from base 69 to 1940 and encodes 623 amino acids. Lineage: Eukaryota; Fungi; Basidiomycota; Tremellomycetes; Tremellales; Cuniculitremaceae. The record is from RefSeq and is a predicted model, not a curated record. The transcript is spliced from 8 exons.